ACGGUUGUGGCCCCAACGCCUCCUCCGCGGCCUUUUGGCCUUUUUUUUAACUCCCAGUGAAUUUGGGGCAGCUUUGCUUUGCAUUUUGUCCUUGUCGUUGCUGGAGUGGUAAGAUUUCCCGCAGAGCCGCUCCGGCCCGCUUGGGGCUUCCUCAGGUGGUGAAACCCGCGGGGUGCGGAUCUGGGCCGAGCCAGGGGAGCGCGGCGGGGGCACCAUGCCUUCAACCUUCUCCGAGUGGUGCCUGGGGCGCCUGCUGCUGCUACUGCUUCUUGGCACCAGCGUCUCGGGCGGGAACCCUGCAGAUCCAGCUAUGACAACACAAGAUUCAAGUCAGACACAGGUGAAUUCUGUCACUAAGAUGCAACCUGGACAUGAAUCAUCUGGUCCUCAUGUUGCCACACAAGAGCUCAAGCCAGCAAGCAAGGAGGACUCAGUAUAUGAGAUAGUCCUAUCUGGUGCUCCAGUGGAAAAAAAUAUCUCUGUAGCCAGUCCAACUAAAGUUGAACUUAUAUGCAAAUUAGGUGAGGAUUCCAGUCUGAAAAAUCCUCAAGUGACUUGGAAAAAGGGAGGUGAAACAAUCAGUCACACCACUAAAACUCAGAACAGCUGGAGCAUCCAACUGACCAUCUCAGAAAGCAGUCAGCUGGGAAGUUACACUUGUAUUCUGAAAGGUGAAAAAGAACUCACUGCUACAUUUCAUUUGCAUGUACCCAAGACUGAAGGAAGAGAAAAACCUGUUAUCACUUAUAUAGGAGAUACAGCUGUAAUGGUUUGUAAAACUGAGUAUAAUGCCAAGGCUUGGACCUGGUAUAUGACCAAUGGAACUGAGCUGGCUCCCAUUAAUACGAUUUUGCAUACUGACAAGUUUGAAAUUAUGAGAAAAUCUGCCAAAGUAAGCCGUCUGGAGAUUUUCAAGCUCUCAAAGAAAGAUCGUGGUGUAUAUUGGUGUGAAGCUGUGUUUGAUUUAGGGAGCAGUAAAGCAAGGUUUGAACUUAAAGUUCUGUCCAUCUCAGCACCUCUCAAACCUUUUAUAGCAGUUGUGGCUGAAGUUGCUAUCCUCGUAACUACUAUUGUCCUCUAUGAGGUGUAUUCAAAAAGGAAAGGAAAAGUAAAUCAGAAGAAAACAUUGCUGGGAGAUCCAAGUAGUUCUAGGCAGAGAAGUAAACCUCAAAAAGUAAGUAAGAGGUUUCUUGAAAGGAGAUUUAAGCCAAGAGAAGUGGAAAACAUCACAAAGCUACAGAAGAUGUAUGCAACUAUGCAUUUUAAACAUUCACUGUGUUUUGAAGUCCUCUACAUUUGAGUAAUAAGAUACUUUUAAAAUAGCUCUGAAACUACUCAUUUUAUACAGAUAAUGAUAUACUGUAUUUAGAAAUUUAUCUGUAGCGGGUAGUUUUUUACAUGAUUAGGCUUACUGUUGGUUUGUGAUUGGUCAGUUUGAUCUCUGUUUCCCAGACUGAAACUAGUGUUUUAUUUGCUGAAUAAAUGGUUAAUAUAGGGUGUGCAUAUUAUCUGAGUGUUAUAAAACUGGACAUACAAGGUCACAAAAAGUAUUUCCUCCAAAGAAAGUGCCUUUUUACCAGCUGAUGAAGCAACUGUGGUGCAGUCAGUUUUACCAAAGAAAUGGUGUAAGGGGAAUCUUCAUCAGAACUUAAAUGAAACAAUUAAGAAAGUUGUUAUUUACUCAGAAUAGUAAAAUGUCUUCAUUCUAACUUUCCUUGGCUUUGUUCUCAGUUCUACUGUAUUGUAGUCCUUAGUAGGCUAAAGAUUUCGAUACCAUGCUACUCAGGUAUUUCAGAGUAAAUAAGUACUGGGUGUACAGUACUUUUUCAGACUAUAACUGCAAUAAUUCCUUAUGCCUUAAAAAAAAUUUUCGCACUCUCUGGACCUGAAAAGCCAGUUUGGUUAUUAUAAUUUAUAUGGAAUGCUGAAUUUUCAGGAAUAUACCUAUGUAUGCUUCUGGUCAUA
Cyanistes caeruleus (blue tit) is the source of this 1965-nucleotide messenger RNA. It is a transcript of the gene EMB, whose product is annotated as embigin. Lineage: Eukaryota; Metazoa; Chordata; Aves; Passeriformes; Paridae. The record is from RefSeq and is a predicted model, not a curated record. Gene Ontology annotation, cellular component: plasma membrane; axon. Gene Ontology annotation, biological process: axon guidance; homophilic cell-cell adhesion; dendrite self-avoidance. Gene Ontology annotation, molecular function: cell-cell adhesion mediator activity.